GGGCAUACAGGGCGGUUAUUAAAAUCCUUGUGUUUCAUGAGUUUAACAUUUCUGCUUGUGCACAUCAUAUUUCAAAUCACAAUAACCAGCCUUGAAUCUGCAAAAACUAUUCAACCUAACUAUAACUGUUUGACAUGGGAAAAAGCACUAAGGCAGAUUGGAUUUGAAAGUGUCAAAGGGACAGAUGCUGGCAAUGGGAUCCGAAUUUUUGUUCCUGAUAUUGUCAUGUUCAUUGCUAGCCUGACCACAUGGCUUGUGUGCAGAAACAUUGUUCAAAAGCCAGUACAAGAGAAUGCAGGAGAGUACAAUGCAGAGUUUGAAAAUGAAGACAUGAAUGAAAUUGAGAGAAUAGAGGCAGAAGAUGCAUUAAUAUGUGAAGGUCUGGAUGAUGCAGAAUGUGGAGGAGAAGAAUUUGAAGAAACCACAAAAUUAAAAAUACUGCGCAGAAUUGCCUCAAUAGCCUCCAAAGUGAAGGAGAUUAUUGGCAAUCUUAUAACUACAGCUGGGAAAGGUGUUGUUACAAUUUUACUUGGUAUAACAGGAAUGAUGUUGCCUUCCUUGACUUCAGCUGUAUAUUUCUUUUUAUUCUUGGGCUUGUGCACAUGGUGGUCCUGUUGUCGAGCAUUUGAUCCUCUGAUCUUCAGCUGCCUUUGUGUGUUAAUGGCAAUAUUCAGUGGAGGCCAUUUAAUUGGACUUUAUCUGUACCAAUUGCAGUUUUUCCAGGAAAUCAUUCCACCUGGUGACUUUUAUGCCAGGUUGUUUGGUAUCACUCCAGUUAUUCAGACCAACUGCUCAAGUACUUGGAAACUCAUAACCAAUCAAAAUUUGAAAUGGUACCACCAUACCAACCCCAUCUUACUGCUACUCUUGUACUAUACCCUAGCAACUCUCAUUCGACUUUGGCUAAAUGAACCUAUUGUACAGAUGCCUGAUGAUGACAAAUCAGAUAUAAAUAAGGAAGAAGAAACAGAGUGCAGCCCAAUUCAAAUAACUGCAGAAAGAAGACGCAGCUUGUGGUAUAAAAGUCGCUACACAACCGAUGAAAGAAAACUUCUGUCAUUGACUCAGGAUGAACACAAGCCAUCUGAUAUCCUGCUUGUGACAGUGAAUGGUACACCUGUUGAUUAUCAAAGCAUACACCCUUUGCGCCCUAUAGAGAAUGGACCUGCCAAGACAGAUCUGUACUCAAGACCACAAUACAAAUGGGAUCCCUCAGUUAAUGACCUAGAAAAGAAAGAAGAGGAGGAAGAGGAAGGGGAGGAGGAGGAAGAAGAAGAUGAAGAAGAAAAUACAGAGCAAGAAAAAAAAUCCAAAGUUCAUGCAAUGGUCACAGUUUUCCAUUUUAUCAUGAAACAGAGUUAUGUCUGUGCUUUGAUUGCCAUGAUGGCCUGGAGUAUUACUUACCAUAGUUGGUUAACAUUUGUAUUAUUGAUAUGGUCUUGCAUACUCUGGAUGCUUCGUGACAGAAGGAAAUAUGCAAUGAUAAGUUCACCUUUCAUGGUGGUUUAUGGAAACUUAUUAUUAACGUUACAAUAUAUAUGGAGUUUUGAGCUGAAUGAUAAUGAACUUCGUCAAGUUUCUGGAUUUCUAGAACGAAAAGCUCCUCCUGAAUUAGCAUCAAAGAUACUUUUUGCGAUUACUUUUUGGCUGCUGCUGAGACAACACCUCACUGAGCGGAAGUCUUUGCAAUUAAAUGAAACUGUUUUGUCAGAGGUCAAAAUUGGAGAGGAAGAGAGUGAAGAAAAAGAGGAGGAAUCCCAAAAAGAGGAAGAGGAAGAAGAAGAAGAAUCUCCCAAAGAUGAAGAGGAAUCCUCAAAAGAAGAAGAGAGGGAAUUAGAGGAGGAGGAAGAAGAAGAGGAUGUAGUGAAAGUCCUAGGAAAUAUGGUGAUGGCGAUGUUUGUUAAAUACUGGAUUUAUGUCUGUGGAGGAAUGUUCUUCUUUGUCAGCUUUGAGGGAAAAAUUGUCAUGUACAAAAUCAUCUAUAUGAUGCUCUUCUUGUUUUGUGUAGUCCUGUAUCAGGUCCACUAUGAAUGGUGGCGCCGAAUUCUGAAAUACUUUUGGAUGUCAGUUGUGGUUUACACUAUGUUAGUGCUUGUUUUCAUCUAUACCUAUCAGUUUAAAGCAUUCCCUGACUUGUGGAAAAACAUGACAAACAUGAAUGAUGAUCAGCUAAAGGAUCUUGGUUUAGAGCAGUUUUCUACCGCAGAAUUAUUCACUCGCAUUUUUAUCCCAACCUCCUUUCUGUUGGUAUGCAUAUUGCACUUGCAUUACUUCCAUGACCAUUUCCUCCAACUCACAGAUUUAAAAGCCAUAAUCAGCAAGCAAGACAAUGCCAUUUACAGACUGGUGCACCAAGAUGGAAGCUUGCCUGAUAUCACAAUGAUGAAUGUGAAUGACAACAUUGAACAAGAAGAGGAAAAGAUGCUGCAAGAUCAAGAAAAAAUGCUGCAGGAAGAAAAUGUAGUGGAAAGAAGAGAAAGUGAAGAUGAAGUAGAGGACAAUGAAAAAAAGGAGGAAGAAUUGGAUGAAGAAGAUGAAGGUGAAGAAGAUGAGGAUGAGGAUGAAUCGGAGGCAGAAGAAAUAUCAGAUUUAAGAAACAAAUGGCAUUUGGUAAUUGACCGCCUAACUGUACUUUUCCUGAAAUUCCUGGAAUGCUUUCAUAAAUUUCAAGUUUUUGUAUGGUGGCUUUUGGAACUACACAUUAUCAAAAUUGUGUCGUCGUAUAUUAUAUGGGUAACAGUAAAAGAGGUUUCUCUUAUUAACUCUGUCUUUUUGAUUGCCUGGGCUUUUGCUUUGCCAUAUUCUCAAUUCCGUCCGUUGGCAUCCAGUGUCUGCACAGUUUGGACCUGCGUGAUUAUUAUCUGCAAAAUGUUGUACCAGCUUGAAUCUAUUAAUGUUGCAUCAUUUUCUAUCAAUUGUCAAAUGCCUAAUACAACUGAAAAUCAGGAAGGCCUGAAUGAAUCACUUCUCUACAAAAAACCCAUUGAUCCAACUGAGUGGGUUGGAUUAAAAAAGUCCUAUCCACUGCUUGUGUACUUGAGGAAUAACUUGCUGAUGCUGGCAAUUCUGGCCUUUGAAGUUACUGUUUAUCGGCACCAAGAAUACUACCGAUGUCAUAAUAAUCUCACUGCACCAGAAACCAAAACAAUUUUUCAUGAUAUUACCAGAUUACAUUUGGAUGAUGGCAUAGUCAGUUGUCUUAAGUAUUUUAUAAACUACUUCUUCUACAAGUUUGGUUUGGAGAGUUGUUUCCUCUUAUCUGUAAAUGUAAUUGGUCAACGGAUGGAUUUCUAUGCAAUGAUUCAUGCCUUUGCCUUAAUUGCUGUUUUGUAUCGGCGGAGAAGAAAAGCUAUUGCAGAAAUCUGGCCAAAGUACUGCUGUUUUCUGUCAUGUAUUAUUACAUUCCAGUACUUCAUAUGUAUUGGCAUCCCACCUGCACCUUGUAAGGAUUACCCAUGGAGAAAUCCAAAUGCCAGCUUUAACUCUAAUAUCAUCAAAUGGUUAUACUUCCCAGAUUUUAUUGUUAAACCAAAUCCAGUCUUUCUUGUGUAUGAUUUCAUGUUGCUACUAUGUGCAUCCUUACAAAGGCAGACAUUUGAAGAUGAGAAUAAGGCUGCUGUACGCAUCAUGGCUGGAGACAAUGUGGAGAUCUGCAUGAACCUUGAAGCAGCAUCAUUUAGUCAACACAACCCUGUUCCUGAUUUUAUUCAUUGCCGAUCUUAUCUAGACAUGGGUAAGGUGGUAAUUUUCAGUUAUCUCUUCUGGUUUGUCCUCACUAUCAUCUUUAUAACGGGAACCACUCGGAUCAGUAUAUUUUGUAUGGGCUACUUGGUAGCCUGUUUUUACUUCCUACUUUUUGGAGGAGACCUGUUACUCAAGCCAAUCAGAAGCAUCCUUCGAUAUUGGGAUUGGCUGAUUGCUUAUAAUGUCUUUGUAAUUACAAUGAAAAAUAUAUUGUCGAUAGGAGCAUGCGGCUACAUCAAGUCACUGAUUCACAAUAGUUGUUGGGUGAUUCAGGCAUUUAGUCUGGCUUGUACAGUUAAAGGUUAUGACAUUCCUUUGGACGAUGGAGACUGUAAAUUGCCAAGUGGGGAGGCAGGAAUAAUCUGGGACAGCAUUUGCUUUGCUUUUCUGUUGCUACAAAGAAGAGUCUUCAUGAGUUACUACUUCCUUCAUGUUGUUGCUGAUAUUAAAGCUUCACAGAUUCUGGCAUCCAGAGGUGCUGAACUUUUCCAGGCCACAAUUGUGAAAGCUGUAAAAGCAAGAAUUGAGGAAGAGAAAAAAUCAAUGGAUCAACUGAAGAGACAGAUGGAUCAUAUCAAAGCCAGACAACAGAAGUAUAAAAAGGGUAAAGAAAGGGUGCUGAGCAUGAAUCAAGAAACCUCAGAUGGGCAAGCAAUUCAAAAGGUUGCUGAAGAAGAUGAUGAUGAUGGAGAAGCAGACAAAGAAAAAACCAAGGGCAAAAAAAAGCAGUGGUGGCGGCCUUGGGUCGAUCAUGCUUCCAUGGUCAGAAGUGGAGAUUAUUAUUUGUUUGAGUCGGACAGUGAAGAAGAGGAGGAGGAUGAAGGAAAGGAAGAGGAAGAACCUCCAAGAAGAUCUGCUUUCCAGAGAGCUAUUGCGAAAUUCGCUUCAGCCAUUUUAGCCUUGCCAAAGUCUGUUAUUAAACUGCCCAAAACUAUUCUUCAGUAUUUAAUCAGAGCUGCAAAGUUUGUUUAUCAGGCCUGGAUUACUGAUCCUAAAACUGCCCUACGACAGAGGCGCAAAGAGAAGAAAAAAUACAGAAAAAGGAAGAAAGGAUCUGAUGAUGUUGAAAUAGAUGUGGAGGGUGAAGAAAGAGAUGAACCUGUCAAAAAUAAAUCUGAUGGCCCUGAUAAUAUUUUUAAAAGAAUAUAUAACAUUUUGAAGUUUACCUGGGUUCUUUUUCUGGCAACAAUAGACAGUUUUACAGCUUGGCUCAAUUCAAUUUCAAGAGAGCAUAUUGAUAUCUCCACAGUAUUGAGAAUUGAGAGGUGCAUGCUAACUAGAGAAAUCAAAAAGGGAAAUGUUCCAACUCGAGAGAGUAUCCAUAUGUAUUACCAGAACCAGAUAAUGAAACUUUCUAGGGAAUCAGGAUUGGAUGAAAUUUAUGAGUCUGGACAGGCUGAGAGGACAGCAAGUUUAGAAUCAGCAGCUUCUCGUGACAGUGAAUCCAGCUGCUGCACGGAAGCAACUACACUGUUGUUGUCAAGGCAGUCUACCCUUGAUGAUUUAGAUGGUCCAGACCCUAUUCCUAAAACAAGUGAACGUGCACGACCUAGGCUUCGUAAAACAUACAGCAUGGAUAUGUCCUCCUCAUCCGCUGACAGUGGCAGUAUAGUAUCAAGUGAGGCUACCCAAGUUACUAUGCUGUAUUCCCGUCAGGGAACAGCAGAAACCAUUGAAGAAGUCGAAGGGGAGGACCAUGAAGGAGAAGAGGCAGAUACUGAACUCACACAGGGACAUGAAAUGGAAGAUUACUGUAUGGAUUCUGAAGGAGCUGCAUAUACUUCUGAUACAGAUAUGCCAUCCUAUUCUGCUUUGGAUGGCAUUGCUGAACCUCCUCCUUCAUAUAGCAAAGCUGUGAGCUUGGAACUUUUCCCCUUAGAUAGUUCCCAGGAUGGUUCAUCUGGUAAAAACCAAAUGAUGGUGAGCCCAGAUGAAAAUCAGUCUGAAAAACCUGAGGAUUCUAUUCUCCCUCCUUUGACACAUGAGCUGACUGCAAGUGAAUUACUACUUAACAAAAUGUUUCAUGAUGAGGAACUAGAUGAGUCCGAAAAAUUCUACUCUGGUCAACCUCGAUAUUUGCUUCUUAUUUAUGCUCUAUAUAAUACACUUGUAGCCCGCUCAGAAAUGGUGUGUUAUUUUGUGAUCAUUCUCAAUCAUAUGGUCUCUGCCUCUACAAUUACCCUUGUGCUUCCUAUCCUCAUCUUCCUUUGGGCCAUGCUAUCCGUUCCAAGGCCUAGCAAACGUUUUUGGAUGACAGCUAUAAUCUACACCGAGGUUACAAUAGUGAUAAAGUAUUUUUUUCAAUUUGGAUUCUUCCCUUGGCAUAAAGAGUUGGAACUAAAAAAAGAUAGACCUUAUUUUGCUCCUAACAUUAUUGGUGUUGAGAAGAAAGAGGGUUAUGUGCACUACGACCUUGUUCAGCUACUUGCUUUGUUUUUCCAUCGGUCCAUUUUAAAGUGUCAUGGAUUAUGGGAUGAGGAAGAUGGAGGAGACAAUAGCAAUAGUAAAGAUGACUCAGAUGAUGAGCUGGCUGAAUCAUACAGAAGAGAUUCUGCUGACUCUUUGACAUCAGUCAAUUUGGCAGCAUCUGUUGAAUCCAUACAUGUCCAUUUCCCAGAACAGCAAACUGCCAUCCGCAGGAAAAGUUCAAGCAGUGGCUCACAUUUAUCACAGAGAUCCAGCUUCUCCUCUCACCGUUCAAAGAGAGGAAGCACCAGCACACGGAACAGUAGUCAAAAAGGAAGCAGUGUGUUGAGCAUAAAAAGAAAGUCAAGGAAAGAACUUCUUAUGGAAAAAUUGAGAGAACAAUUUAUUAUAGCAAAAGCAUUUACAAUUAAAAAGACACUACAAAUAUACCUGCCCAUCAAACAGUUUUUCUACAAUCUUAUCCACCCAGAUUACAGUGCUGUGACAGAUGUUUAUGUCCUGAUGUUCCUAGCUGAUACUGUGGACUUCAUUAUCAUUGUCUUUGGAUUCUGGGCUUUUGGGAAACAUUCUGCAGCAGCAGAUAUUACCUCUUCAUUAUCAGAAGACCAAGUCCCAGAAGCCUUCUUAGUGAUGGUGCUAAUUCAGUUUGGAACCAUGGUAGUGGAUAGGGCACUGUACCUGAGAAAGACGGUCAUGGGGAAAGUCAUCUUUCAGGUCAUCCUUGUUUUUGGCAUACACUUUUGGAUGUUCUUUAUCUUGCCCAUGGUGACAGAAAGGAAAUUUAGUCAAAACACAGUUGCCCAGCUUUGGUAUUUUGUGAAAUGUGUUUAUUUUGGAUUAUCAGCAUACCAGAUACGCUGUGGCUAUCCAACCCGUGUACUUGGCAACUUCCUCACAAAAAGUUAUAAUUACGUAAACCUCUUUUUAUUUCAAGGGUUCCGUCUAGUCCCUUUCUUGACUGAAUUGAGGGCAGUUAUGGACUGGGUUUGGACAGAUACCACCUUAAGUCUUUCCAGUUGGAUCUGCGUUGAAGAUAUUUAUGCCCAUAUAUUCAUUUUAAAGUGCUGGCGAGAGUCUGAAAAACGAUAUCCCCAACCAAGGGGCCAGAAGAAAAAGAAGGUUGUGAAGUAUGGAAUGGGUGGCAUGAUUAUUGUCUUGCUGAUAUGCAUAGUGUGGUUCCCGCUGCUCUUCAUGUCUCUAAUUAAAUCUGUUGCAGGUGUCACAAAUAAGCCUCUUGAUGUAUCCAUCACAAUAACUUUAGGAGGUUACCAGCCUAUUUUUACAAUGAGUGCCCAGCAGAGUCAGCUAAAAAAUAUGACAGAUAAACAAUAUAAAGACCUCCACAAUACUUUUAAGAAGAAUACUGGUGCUCUACAGUUUCUAGAGAACUAUGGUAUAGAAGAUAUAACAGUAGCACAACUAGAAGGCAGUUCAAAUUCUUUAUGGACCAUCAGCCCUCCUAGCAGAAAAAAUAUGAUAAAGGAGCUCAAGGCAAAUAAUCCUGAUUUUUCUCUGGUUAUUUCAUGGAAUAUUCAAAGAAAUGCCUCUCUUGGAGCAAAAGCAGAAACAGUAUCAGAUAAAGUGUCUCACAAUCUACCAAAUGAGGCAAGACUAAAAAUUGCUGAAAUGAUGGAAGAUCCAUUUCUAAAAACAAACCCCUUUGUGACACUUGCUGGAGUAUAUCCACAUUAUAUCAAAGCGCCUAGUGAUAAUGCUGCAAAACCUAUAAAACAACUUUUGGAAGGUGGGAAGUAUAAAGAUAUCACUGUUUCACUAUCCAAUAAUAAUGUGUCUGAUGAACUUAAUGAAUGGUGGAUUUUAAACCAGACGAACAAAUUUUUGGAGCCAAAUACAACUAGACUGGAACUAAUUGUGUUUAGUGACAAAGUUAGCCCUCCCAGUCUUGGAUUUUUGGCAGGUUAUGGCAUCAUGGGUUUAUAUGCUUCAGUUGUCCUGGUAAUAGGAAAAUUUGUCCGUGAAUUCUUCAGUGGAAUCUCCCACUCUAUCAUGUUUGAAGAACUUCCCAACGUGGAUCGUAUCCUAAAGCUGUGUACGGAUAUCUUCUUAGUGCGGGAGACUGGUGAAUUAGAACUAGAGGAAGAUCUAUAUGCUAAGCUAAUAUUCCUGUAUCGUUCACCAGAGACUAUGAUCAAAUGGACUAGAGAAAAAACGAAGUGAUCUAGGAGUUCACAAUGUAAAUCAAGAUGAUUUCAUCUGGAUUUUUUUUUAAAAAAAAAGAAGCACAAAAUUCUCUUUUA
Python bivittatus (Burmese python) is the source of this 8429-nucleotide messenger RNA. Lineage: Eukaryota; Metazoa; Chordata; Lepidosauria; Squamata; Pythonidae. The record is from RefSeq and is a predicted model, not a curated record.